This is a messenger RNA of Macroventuria anomochaeta, 1214 nucleotides long. RefSeq lists its product as uncharacterized. Bases 103 to 1110 code for a protein of 335 amino acids. The transcript has 2 exons. The record is from RefSeq and is a predicted model, not a curated record. NCBI's taxonomy places the organism in Eukaryota, Fungi, Ascomycota, Dothideomycetes, Pleosporales, Didymellaceae.
GUGGAUCGUCAUAGCCGCGAGAAGCAAAAGCGUCAACAGCAACCGCAUUGCGUGAAUCAAGCUACCCCACACCUACCACUCCGCCCACUCCAAUCGAUCGCAAUGCUCGACGUUGAAGACUUUGACGCCGUCUUCCAAGGCCUCAACUACACCGAUGGCCUGGUGCAGCAAAUUCAAGAGUACCAGCAUGCGCUCGGCGGUCAGACUUUCUUUGAGCGCCUGCUAGAACUAUUGAAGAUCAAAGGACGCAAAGCAUAUCCACCAAAGACACCGCAACAGCUCCACGAUCUUCACCAGCGCAUCGUCUCCUCCGAAACCACACUACACAAUAAGCACUGCUUGAUCUUCUACCUUCUCAAAGACUUGUCGCCGCAGCACCACGAAGAUGACGAGCUUGCCACCGCAUUCGCCCGCGACGUACACCUCGAGAAGCGCUUCUGGACGUUCAUCGAGGGGCUGUGGGCGCUCGAUCGCCUCGAGUUCGCGACCGCUGUCGGCAACCUCACACAUCCCAGCAUAAUACCAACGUUUCCAGACGAGAUCAUGUUUACGCUGCUGAGGUGCAGGGAGAAGCUGAACAGGGUGAAUGUACAAAAGGGCGAACAGGACGAGGUGCUACCACUUGCGUACUACAACUGCGUCAAGCCACCCCUCGAGGACCAGAAGGUCAGGAACGAGUUCGCAAAGUACCUCUCAGGUCGCAACGUUACGGAGACAUACUACUGGAUACACACUCGCCCAGAGUAUGAGCAGAAGCCUCUUCUUGAGAUCUUGAUCGAGCAGACAUUAGAGAAGAGCGUGUGGAACAACGGCAUUGGCGAAGAGGUGUACACGAGGGAGGACAAGGCUAUGGAGCUCGUUAGCUUGCCAUUCAGUGAUGACGAAGAGGGUUUCGUUGAAAAGUUCCUCACUGAGGGCAAGGGAAGGUCGUUUCGAAACGCAGAGGAUACAGUCAUGAUGCGCAGGAUUGCCAUGGGCAGGCUGACAGACGUGGCUGGCGACCAGAAUACACGGGGUCGCAGAGCAGAUGGUGUGAACUGGGACUCGCUCAAGGAUGGUGUCAAGAAGGGUCUUGGCCCAAGGCGUGACGAAGAUGGGUUCGUGUUCUGAGCUCUUGCUCCCAACCACUAGGAGAGUAUCUGUUUUGCAUAGCGAAGGCGUACGGCAUAUUAAUCACAGACUGGAGAUAGGCAAUCAGGUUAGUUGAAUCUCAC